Molecule: messenger RNA, 607 nt
Organism: Durotheca rogersii
Lineage: Eukaryota; Fungi; Ascomycota; Sordariomycetes; Xylariales; Xylariaceae
Exons: 1
Source: RefSeq, a predicted model, not a curated record
CAAGUCGGCCCCCCCCCCCCCUUUUUGUGCUACAGUUGGAGAGAGAGGGGGGGAGGGAGAGAGAGAGAUGGGGGGAGAGAGGAAGAGGAAGAGGGAGGGAGGGGAAGAGGGAGAACAACAGACAGAAGCAGGCAGGCUGACUGGCAAAGCGCCUGCAGGUCUCAAGAUUCUCCUAUUUCACUUCGUUACCAAAUGCCGCUGUCGAGCCAGAUCAGGCCAGAUCAUAUCAGCUGCCACCGAGGAAAUGCCAACGGAUGUCUUGUAAGAGGAGGAGGAAGGAGGAGGAAGAAGAAAAGGGAACCAACGGCACUACCAAUCCCCGUCACCCGCGCUCUGUGUGUACGUGUAAGCAUUUGCCAUGCUCUCGUACUGCCAGAUGGUUCAUACGUGCCGUUUCCCUGCCGUGCCCUUCCUCCACACUGUCUACGCCCUCCUCCACCUCGCGCUCGUUUCGACCCCCGGCCAGUGGACCGCGGGCAUGCAUGCGUAGGAAUUGGUACGCACGAUCUGCUGCUGCUACUGCCGCCGCCGCCGCGGCGACUACCACCGCUACCACCGAUAACGCUCGACACCCGCCUGCUACUUUUUCUUAUUGUUUUCCUUGGAA